This is a messenger RNA of Micromonas pusilla CCMP1545, 1529 nucleotides long. RefSeq lists its product as uncharacterized. The coding region runs from base 261 to 1529 and encodes 422 amino acids. The record is from RefSeq and is a predicted model, not a curated record. Lineage: Eukaryota; Viridiplantae; Chlorophyta; Mamiellophyceae; Mamiellales; Mamiellaceae. The transcript is spliced from 3 exons.
CGACGCGAGGGGCCGCGGCGACGACGGAAGGGACUCCCUCGUCGCGUCGCCGCGAAGACCGUCGCGCCGCGCGACGCUCGCGAGCGCGCUCGGCGUCUUCACGGGUGCGUCGUCGUCGUCGUCGUCGUCGUCGUCGUCGUCGCGUCGCGCGUCGUCGUCCGUCGCGUCGCGUCGCGUCGCGUCGCGUCGCGCGCUCGAGGGUCUAGGGUUCGGGUGCCCAGAUCGUCCGCCCGUCCGUCCGUCCGUCCGUCGUCCUGCUCAUGACCUUCCCCCCUCCCGCGCGAAAUCCUCGACGCAGGCGUCGCCGCCACCGGGUUCAGCGGUCCGUCCUCCGCGGGCGAGGUCUUGGACCAGCUCCAGAACUUCCUGAGCGACGCGGAGGCGGCGAUGGAGGCGGACCCGGAGAACGAGGCGCUCGUCGGCCAGAAGAACUUUUUCGAGAACCAGCUCGAGCGGACGCAGCUCAACGCGCAGUUCGUCGACCGCACGCGUCCGCGCGUGCGUUCCGGCGCGACCAACUACGCGCAGCGCAUCGUGUUAGAGGUGGACGAGAACCUGUGGGAGGACGAGAUCUAUUUCUGGAAAAACGCCAUGGGCAUGCGCGUUACGCGCGUCGACGAAGUCGCGGAGAAGAAGGAGGAGGGCGGCGGAAAACCGAAAGCCGCGUUUCUCGCGUUCGGCCAAGAGACGCUCGACGCGGACGACGGCGCGAAAGCGGGCGUGGAGAUCCGCGCUCGCGGCGGCGGUGGAAACGGCGCCCCCGGCGUCGUCGGCACCGGGCUCGCGUACGUGUCGCUGUCCGUGCCGUUCGGCGUCAGGGUCAGUCGGAUAUACGAAGCCGGAGGAGAGCUCGUGUAUGGAUUCGGGUAUUUCGACUGCAAGUCUCCGAGCGGCUACCGCGUCCGCGCGCGCGUCGCCGCGCGUCGAGACCCUCUCGAAUACGUCGCGAUCAACGUGAGAGACGUCCAAGCUUCGGAGCGAUACUACGCGAAGAGAUACGGCAUGGUGAGCAGCGCAGCUUUGGACGCGAACCCCUACGCGCCGAAAUCGCCGCCGGGGUCGAGGCUGCUCACGUUCGGAGAGCCGCGGGAGACGCUCGGGAUCCUGCUCCAGCCCGCGGCGGCGUCCUUCGACGACGUCGCGUCGGAGCUCGUGCUCGGCGACGUGUACAAGGGCGUGGUCAUCGUGACCGGCGGCGAAGGAGGCGCGAAGGGGAUACGGGAGGGGAACGAACGCGACGAGGACGGGUACGGCGUCGAGGUGAUGUCGUACGACGCGUUCGAGAGGGACGUCGCGGCGGGCGCCAGGGCGCUGCCGAUGGAGUACAACUUGCCGCCCGUCGUCAAGGAAGAGUGAUAGACUAUGACACGGUGUGGGUUUGUUUGGUGGUUGGUCUUUUGUGGAUCCAUACUGUAAGUAAACGACGCGUCGUGCCGGAGCGUACCGUGUGCUCGCGGCGCUCGCUCACGGCUCGCCGUCGUCCCACUCGUCCGGGAACUCGCCCUUCGCGAGCUCCCCUGCGUGGGUGA